Molecule: messenger RNA, 4743 nt
Organism: Vespa mandarinia (Asian giant hornet)
Lineage: Eukaryota; Metazoa; Arthropoda; Insecta; Hymenoptera; Vespidae
Product: fatty-acid amide hydrolase 2
Cellular component (GO): endomembrane system
Source: RefSeq, a predicted model, not a curated record
CGAUUCGAAAUUCUUUCAUAUUUUAAAUAUUAGCAACGUUCGUAUUUUCAAUUUCAUAUCUUUUUUCAACAGAAGCCAAUCAUACGCAAGAGCGACGCGUUAAGCUGAAAUAACAAUUUCAAUAUUUUCUAUCUGGUUCGAGUUUUCAGUUGCAAUUUAACUAAGCCCUUUCGCAUCUUUCAGCAUUUUCUCGAAAGUAUCGCGACGUGAAAAAAAGCAUAGAGUGCUUUCUUUAAUCUCGAAGCGUAUCCUGCGGCAAAUCGAUUGGAAAAAAAAGGAGAAAAAAGAAAGAAAGGAAGAAAGGAAGAAAGAAAGAAGGGAAUCAUCGAUUCAUUCGUAACUGGUAAAGUGCUUGAAAGUGGAAAAUCGGUCAUAUCCCCGCGGACAAAUCGAUAAUACCUGAUAUCAUAAUUAAUGUAAUGUAUCUGUGGUAAUAGGAACAUGAUGACGGUGAAUGCAGAUACGUACAGUUUCCUUUAUGUGCAAACAUUGCGUAAAUUGAUAAGGCAAUUAGCACGUAUAGUCUAUAGAGGCAACGUUGGUUGCGUCGUUGACACGAUCUCUCACGGCCGUGAAAGAAACCCUUCGACCUCUUGUAAUUACGCGUGACACAUACGAUCGAUACCAGCUGUGCUAUUUCGACCGUUCACCGAAAUGGAAUGAAAGAAUUUCUCUUAAUUUCUUCGUCAAAGAAAUGUUCCUUUUCGAGAAGAGCGAGUAUAAUUAACGUGAGGGAUAUAAACUGACGAAUUAACGGAUGCCAUAUUACCAGUACUCGUACGGAUAAUUUAAACGCUCAUGCGGAUUCUCUACGCUCGAACAAAUUAUAAACGUUGAUCCCUUUGAGAACCGCUAAAUUAUCGCUUCUCUAUCUAACUUUCCACAGUUUAUUCGGGCACGCGAUCCGUAGAGCAAGGUACUCCGAUUAACGUUUAUUUUAUCAUCUUGUCAACACUUUGGUAGGACAGAGAAAAGGCUACGCCGUAUAAAAAUUAAAAAUUAAUGCCGCCGUUGACGGUAUGCUCUGAGAAAUGUAACUGCAUUUUUAAAGACGAGAACACGAUACUGCGUGAACUAUGUAUUUACUGUUAGCCUUCUUUCAUUCUGAAAACCGAAAGACGCAAUGCGCGAUAUUACGUGCGACUUAAUGCUCCUUACAAAUUCAAAAUUUGCUAUAGAUAUUCUUCGUCCGACAAGAAGAAAAAUAGAAACGAUAUCGUUAGCUUCGUACUAAUCGAUAUUUCACGGCACGAUUACUCGACUUGCGAUCGACUGGAUUUCAAGUUCGAAGGAGAUACGAUAAUUAUGUCACGUAGCAGUAAGUAGGUGGAUCGUAUUUCAGAUAAUUAUAUGUAUGCGUUCGAGGCGAAAGAUCCCAGCGUUUGGAGAUCGUACGACGACGACAAGAAAAGACAGGCUAAUUACAGGAGAAGGAUUAAAAGAAAAGAAGAAAAAAAUUAUGCGCUGAAUUAACAGUCACGUGUCAUUACUUAAAAUAUUCCAAACGAUAAAGGAAAGCAAGAAAGAGAAGCUACCUUCUUUAAUUUAUUUUAUAUUUUUUUUUUUUUUGCGAUACUUUCACGUUGUAAAAUUCGAUCAUAAAUUUAUUAGUCGAUGUUUCUUACUAGAUAUAAUCUUAUAAUUAAAGUUUAUAAAUAAGAAACUCUCCUAAGCUCUAAUUGUAAUAAUAAUGCAAGAGAUUAACGAGAGUUUAUAUAGCACGACGAAAGGCGUUAGAAACUCACCCGACUCGUUAAAGCAUCAUCAUCCUAGAGAUAGUUCACAGCUUUCAGUUAUGAUCGAAAUUUUGAAAAGAGCUUUGAUCUUGAUUCUUCCCAUAGAGAUUCGCGUUUUUGAAUGUUCUUCCUCGUAUAUACCAUACCGGAGGGAGAUGAAACGAUGAAAAGACAUUGCAAGAUCCACGAUUUACACCAAGGAGAAUGAGAAGAAUGAAAAAGAAAGGAAGAAAGGAAGAAAGAAAGAAAGAGAGAAAGCAAGCGAAAGGAGAACUUUGAUAGUUGUAGAAUCGAAGCUCUGUUCGUUCGUUCGACGAAGAGACGCUCGUAAAGCUUGCGUUUACAGUCGAGAAAGAGCCACUCGAGAAGCUCCUUGGAGUCACUCGUUAAGUUCAUUAAUGUGGAAAAAAGAAAACGAGAUCGGUCUUUGCUUUUCGUGUCGCCUAAGGAAGUGCAGAAGGAAGAAGACGAAGGAUGCAAUAGAGUUAGGUCGAGAUAUUUACUCAGGUCCUGAACACGAUUCCUUUUUAAUCAUUUCUCUUUGCUAUCCCUUUGGACCACGAUGAGAAAUGAUAAGAGACCUCGACAGUUCCCUUCCAAGCGUAUUUACUGUAUUAUCGCUACAUCUUGCAACGUCUAUUAUUUGCCGGAAAGCGAAAGGAGAACACGAAGAGGAGGAAGAGAAGGAAGAGGAGAAAAAGGAAAACAAAGAAGAUGAAGAAGGAGCAGAAGAGAUCGUCGAGAUUUUAAGACAAGAUUCAAGACGUUGCUUUCUCCGUCGUCGUCGUCGUCGUCGUCGUCGUCGUCGUGGUCGUCGUGGUCGUCGUCGUGGUCGUCGUCGUCGUCGUAGUCGUUAAAACUUAUACCGUAGCUUACCGCAACUAGUAGGAAAUACAUUCUAAAAGCGAUUAAAGGAAAAUGUAUAUUCCCUGGGUAAGAUUUCGAGAAGAAAUAGAAAAGUGGAGGAGGAGGAGGAGGAGGAAAAAACGAUGAAAGGAAGGAAAUAUUUUUUGAGGUGUUGCUACUUCUCGAUUGUUUUAUCACGUCCAAGUAUUCUUCAUCGAACUGGAACGAAGAUUUUCUCUCUUUUUAUAUCUUUUUCGUUCAGGGAUCAAAAGAUUAGUGGUUCGUGAUGAUGGACGCGUGGAAAUAACACACGCUAAAUCCGUCAAAAAGUAAAAAGCUGCGCAACAAGAUUUGGCCUCUUCGCGUGAAAACGCUACAACCCUUUUUAAGAUGCCACUUCCCACGGUCAUUAAAACUUGCGAAGGCGACACGAACAAAUAAAUGACGACCAAACAUAAAAAUCAAAAGAAAAUGAAUUCAGGAAAACAAAUAUUAAGUUUAAUCCAUCGUUUUAUUGAGUUCAUUGCUAAGGGUAUAUUUACAUUAGCAGCUUAUAUUGGUGGCCCAGUAGAAUCUCAACCACCUAUAAAGGAUUUGACACUUUUACAUAAUGCAACCACAUUAGCUUUUAAAAUUAGGAAUAAACAAUUAUCUUCCGAAGAAGUAGUAAAGUCAUACAUUGACAGAAUAAAAGAAAUUCAGCCAGUAUUAAAUUGUGUAGUUGAAGAACGCUUUGAAGAAGCGCUCAAAGAAGCUAAACAAUGUGAUGAAAUGUUGAAAUCUCCCAAUGCACCAUCCGUACAAGUACUUGCCAAAGAGAAACCUUUCUUCGGUGUUCCUUUUACAACCAAGGAUUGUAUCGCUGUUGCUAAUAUGAAGCAAACAGCUGGUUUGAUUCUUCGUAAAGAUUUUGUCUCUGAGAAAGAUGCAGAGGUGAUAAGACUGAUGAGAGCAGCAGGAGCUAUACCAUUAGCGUCGACCAAUGUCUCAGAACUUGCAAUGUGGUGGGAAGCACAUAACCGUUUGUAUGGUACCACCAGAAAUCCAUACAACACAAGACAUAUAGUAGGUGGUUCUUCUGGAGGUGAGGGCUGCAUACAAGCAGCAGCUGGUUCACCAUUAGGAAUAGGAUCAGAUAUUGGUGGCUCUAUUCGCAUGCCAUGCUUUUUCAAUGGAAUUUUUGGUCAUAAACCUUCCAAAGGCAUUGUUUCAAACGAUGGUCAAUAUCCAAGUGCCCAUAGCGAGGAUCAAAAUCAAUUACUUGCAAUAGGUCCUAUGUGUAGACAUGCACAGGAUAUGAAACCUAUUCUUAAAAUACUUGCUGAUAAGAAUGCAGAUAUAUUGAAUUUAGAUGAUAAAGUUGAUAUUUCAAAGAUCAAGUUUUAUUACAUGGAGGACGACGGAGGGCAAUACUUUGUGUCCCCUGUAGAUCAAGAAAUAAAAUGCGCUAUGAGAAAAGUGCUGCUUCAUUUUGAAAAAGCAUAUAAAAUAAAAGCCACGAAAAUACAUGUGCGAAAAUUUAAAAAAAGCAUUGCUCUAUGGUUAGCGAAUAUGACGUCUAAAGAUAACAAAGAUUUUUCGUACGAAUUAUCCAAUCGGAACGGAAAUAUAAAUAUUUUAUGGGAAUUUGUAAAGUGGUUAAUGUUCCUAAGUAAUCAUACUUUAAUUGCUCUUCUAACUGCAACAUUUGAGAGGUUUGGUAUAAAACAUGGGAGUGAGCAAUACACAAAACUUAUACAAGAAAGUAAAGACCUUUACCAAGAAUUCAAGGAUAUUUUGGGAGAAGAUGGUGUUUUCUUGUAUCCGACUCAUCCUACGGCAGCGCCAUUACAUCAUGAGCCACUUAUAAAAGCAUUUAAUUUUUCGUACACUGCAAUUAUUAAUGUUUUGGGCUUGCCAGCUACAGCUUGCCCGUUAGGAUUAAAUAAGCAAGGACUUCCUAUUGGCAUACAGAUUGUUGGUGGUUUAAAUCAAGACCGUUUAACGCUUGCCGUUGCUGAGGAAAUUGAAAAAGGAUUUGGAGGUUGGGUUCCUCCAGUCAUCGUAGCUUAAAAGUAUGGGUAUUUUAGACAAUAAUAAUGGAGAAUGCAUUGAAAUGCAUUAACAUACCAAAUCCUGCCUUUCUCAGCUCUUGAACCAUUCAAAUCUUCACAAGGAAAGA